AUGGAGUGUCGACUUCCCACCGCACGUCGGUGGAUCGCCCCAGAGAUCGGUCGUACCGCCGCCCCGGGUCUCCAACUAUGCGGAUACUUUGGGGGCAACUUUCCGCCGCCAAUCGCCGCCACUGCCGGCGGCGUCGUCCUCGCCGCCCGGCGGAGCACAAGUCUGCCGGCUUGCCAGGAUCGGCGGCGUUCGACGGCGGCGAGGGCCUCGAUGUGGGCACAGGAAGCGGUGGUCCGCGAUGUGUUCUCGUCUGCGUUCACUUCGGGAGUCGCAUUGUCGCUGCUCCGGUUCUGGGAGGAGCUUGCCAAGCGGGGCGUCUUCGAGCAGGUCAGCCACCAGAUCUGACUCUUUCCAUUCUGAGAAAACGCUCCCAUGCGGCAGGUCGAGUGCUGGGAUUCUAUGGUGUGAGCUUAGAUCCAGCCAUUUAGGCCGAUCUGAACACAAAUUCGAGGACGCCUCGUGGAAAGGGUAUUAUCCUGCCGUCAUCCGGUCGGUUAAAUUUUUUAAAAGUAACCGUGUGAAGUCCGGUGAUAAUGGUCGGGAUCCAAGGGGAGGUGAGUUUUCGGUGACCUCGGCCGCUCCUCUGUCAGAUCUAACAGAAGCCAAAGUGCUCAUGUGGUGGGAAACAGCCAUGGAUAGACUGGAUUCGGAAGAUUAAACGAAUGCGGAAUUCCUUGGAAAACAUUAAAGAAUUCAUUGCUAAAAUAUCGUCGAUAAAGCGUGCGCUGGGUUUGCCUCAUUUUCAGGAAACUGUAGAGCUAAUUUUUUUGGAUCGAAGCACAACUGAUAGACCAGGAAGGGAUCCGCGGGUUGUUUUCUGACGGCUCCAAGGGUGCGAUUCGUUCUGUCCUUGAAACAUAAGACGGGCCCGUUGGAGCUGAUCAUCCCCUCUGAUUUGUGGGUUGGAAUCCGGGGAAGUAGGGAAAACUAGGGAUUCAGAAAAGACUCCCAGGCCAUGCAUCUCGUCCUCUGUAGAGGACUCUUCCCCCGGUAGGACUGGCGGGAUUAUGACUUGGAAGGAGUUCUUCGUAGAUCAAGCCCAGAGGCUGGAAAGAGUCGAAUGCCAUGCAUUUUUUAUUUUUAUUUUUUUUAAUUAUUGGUUGAACUGACAAUCUAAAUUUCCAUCUAGAUGGAUCGAAUUGUUACCCUGAACAGCCCUUUCCUCUAUCGACCUCUGCGACUUAUGUGGGCCUCCGAUUUUAAUGCUUGAUUAAUUGAGUUACGACUUUUUUGAUGUGUCUGACAGAAUACUCCAGCUUGUAGACAUUGAUUCUCAUCCCGACGUCAAUGUAUUGCCUGCAUCUCUCCCUGAGUUACAGAGGUCUGACCAAUUCGGGAGACCUUAGUAGAGAUUACUGCAUCAGAAGACCUUAGUUUGCAUAUUUUCAAUUUUCACCUGGGGGACGACAAGGUGACAAGUUUGACAACUAUGUAAUUCGGGAUAUGCUCAUGUGAGAGUAAGAUUUAAAAGGGUCGUAUUUUGCAGUCUUUUUUUUUCACAUAGUUGACGAGAUUAAUGGUAUCACCAUCUUUUGUUCUUGAACGGCUGACAAAUUGGGAUAAUCGUGUUGUUUUCUUGUAAAUGACCAGAUUUAUUUUUGAGCAAGUUCACAACAUGGAAACGCUCUCUGCUCUCCCUGGUUGAAUCCAUCGUGAGGCCGUCAGUUCCAUCCAACCCCCAAUUUUCUGAAUCCUUCCUCCGGGAACAGUCACCGCCACCUUCUUCCCAUAUCCCCGGGGUGCAAAUAAGGAAGUUGAAGCACUUGUGAGCGAGUUUUUAUGUGGGUCUGUCCUGGAUCUCUGGGGUUCUCCUCAUGCACCUGGUGAAGCCGAAAUUUUAUAUAUAUUUUUCUGGUCCACUGCUUCCGCUGAAUAUUUGGUCUUCUCGCUGAAUAUUUACAACAUUUUUUCCUUCCGCUACCUUCUGAUUUCUUGGAUUCGUUUUCUGUUUCACCUGCCGCCGCCACUAACGCCCCCUUCCUCGUAACCCUCGCAGACUCUGAGCAGGAAGCUGGUUCACAUCAGCGUUGGGUUGACUUUCAUGCUCUUCUGGCCAAUGUUCAGGUAUGGAUCAGUGUUCCCUGACCCUCCUGGCUUGUAUUGACUGGACCCAGAUGGGUUCUUAUGGUUUCCUUCCGCAGCUCCGGAGAGCUGGCCCCAUUUCUGGCAGCCAUUGCUCCUGUCUUCAACAUAAUAAGGAUGAUCUUUCUGGGACUGGGUAUCUGGAGAAACGACGCCAUCGUCAAGUCCAUGAGCAGAUACGGAGACUACAGGUUUCCAAUUAGACAAUGUCGACUCCCUGAUUUCGCUCCUGACACAGCCGACUAAGUGAGAUCAGUCUUGCUUCUGGGUUUCCAGGGAGCUCCUCAAAGGACCUCUGUUCUACGCCUGCACCAUCACCCUAGCAACCACUGUCUUCUGGCGAACCUCCCCUGUCGCCAUAGCUGCCGUCUGCAACUUAUGCGCAGGAGACGGUAUGGCUUUGCCUUUGUUAUGCCACCUCAUGCGAGUAAGAAACAAUCGUCCUUGAAGAUCACCUCUCUCUCUCUCUCUCUCUCUCUCUCUCUCUCUCUCAGGCGUGGCCGAUGUCAUCGGCAGGCGAUUCGGAAGGGUCAAACUCCCCUACAACUCCAGCAAGUCCUACGCCGGCAGUGUGGCCAUGGCGGCAGCGGGAUUCCUCGCAUCCGUCGGGUGAGUACAACUACCGCCGUUUAUUUCUCUCUCCUGGGCUGCUCCUCGCUCUCACGAUUUCAUGGGUUCUUUCAGGUACAUGUACUACUAUUCCCUGUUCGGGUUCGUCGAAGUGAGCUGGGGGAAGACUCUAGGGUUCUUGCUGGUCUCCCUGGCCGCCACUGCGGUCGAGUCUCUCCCCAUAAGCUCCAAGUUUGACGACAACCUCACCGUCCCCUUGACCUCCUUCCUGGUGGGCUCCCUGGUCUUCUGA
Molecule: messenger RNA, 2944 nt
Organism: Spirodela intermedia
Lineage: Eukaryota; Viridiplantae; Streptophyta; Magnoliopsida; Alismatales; Araceae
Source: the annotation of a GenBank genome assembly